Boleophthalmus pectinirostris (great blue-spotted mudskipper) is the source of this 5743-nucleotide messenger RNA. RefSeq names its product zinc finger protein 687a (gene znf687a). The record is from RefSeq and is a predicted model, not a curated record. The transcript has 11 exons. Lineage: Eukaryota; Metazoa; Chordata; Actinopteri; Gobiiformes; Gobiidae. Bases 113 to 3601 code for a protein of 1162 amino acids.
UUGUGCAAAGUGUGAACGACACCAAAGACGAAAGUGUCGCCUAAUGUGAUGACGAAAUACGUGUGCGCCACUAACGAAAAUCUCCAUCGAAGUUGCAGGUUUUGCUCUGGAAAUGGGAGACAUGAAGACUCCAGACUUUGAUGACUUGUUGGCAGCUUUCGACAUCCCCGACAUUGAGGCCAUCGAGUCCAGUCCAGAGGAGGAGAACAGUGACACAGAAGAAGGAACUCCAGGAGGGAAAGACAAGAUGACAUAUCCCACCGACCAGAGCGACGUUCCUGCAGUUAGUGUAAUUGUAAAGAACACUGUGCGGACAGAUAUACCAGGGACUGAGAAAGAAAAACGUGUUCACAAUGAUUUCAAAACAGAAAAUGAUUCAACAGAAGGGGAUUCUCAGGCUGCAGAUACUGAGCUAUGCAAUAUUGAAGAUUUAUCAAAGGUUUCCAAUGGCCUAAAGGGAACUGAUACAAAUAAGAUGUCUAAUAUAGAACCAGUACCUCAAAAGUUAACAGGGUCCAUAUCAACCACUUUUGAAAAUGAAAGCAAAAUGAAUGAUACUACUGUACCACUGCAACCUCCACGAGAGGCUAAGGACUGUUUAAAACCUCUUUUAAAUGACAAGUCAUCAGCCAUCGGAAACAUCAGUCCUGUUUUAUCUCCUCAGGUCAACAACCCAAACACAAGUAACCCAUCAUCCUACAACAUCAAAACACAAAAUAAUUUCAACCAAUCUGAUGAGGAAGACUCUGAUCCUGAUUUAGAAGGAGCUUUAGUGAUUCAAGAGAGUCCAGAGUCUCCAGAAUCAGCAUUACCCCAAAAACCUAAACUAAAACAUAAGCCAGAUGUUAAUUUGUAUUUGAGCGAUUCUUCUGAAAAAAAUUCCAGUCACACAUCGUCUGCUUCUCGUUUUAACAAUUCAGAGCUUAAGAAUGAAGCAAAAACGGUUACUUCGAGUUCCCAAGGUGCUCUGCUCCCUAGCCCGCCUCCGUUGGUAAAAGAUGAGAAAUAUCCAGAACAUGUGAUUGAUGAGCGCGAUUCCCCCGAAAGUCCACCCCCAAGUGAAACGGGGAUGCUGGUUCCCAAGAGGAGCCCUGAACGGCCACAAACUGACUCUGAAUGUAUAGUGCAAAAACCAAAGGAAUGUGAAGUGAGCAAAGAGGAUAAUGCGGAAAUUACAGAAGAGAUGAACACUGAAAUUGAGGAAAAAUUCACAAGGACAGUAACAGAUCCUCCUUCUCUGGGUCCGCUCAAAGUUAAAAUGAAAAGGUCUGCCAGAGCUGUUGCUGCUAAAAAAAGUGGAAGAACCAAAACUGAAGCUGUGAAAUCUGUGAAGGCUGAAUCUGUCACAAGGCCCAGAAGAAAAUCGUUAAAGCAAUCCAAGGAGGAAGAAGCAACAGCAGGGAAAGGAACUAAGCUAAAAUUGUCCUCUGUGCCGGAUAUCAGCUCAAAAACUACUGCUAAAGUCACAGCUGCGGGGAUUACUCUACGCAGCCUGGGACAGAAAACUCUAUCAGGGGGAAUGACUUUACCUCUGCCUUCACUGCUGCCUCCUCUCAGUGGCAGCAGCAGACCAGCCUCUAUUGUCAACAGUACAGGAGCCAUUAUAUCGAAAAGCCAGACCAACCUGGUGGAGGCUUUCAACAGGAUUUUAAAUAACAAAAAUCUGCUGCCCAGUUACAAACCGGACUUGGCCUCUUCCCGCCAGGCAGAGUGGGGUCUGUCCUUACCAGCUCAGGGCUACAGGUGUCAGGAGUGUGGAGAUUCUUUUGCCCUGGAGCAGAGUUUAACACGACAUUAUGACCGGCGCUCGCUGAGGAUCGAAGUGACCUGUAAUCACUGUGCCAAGCGCCUGGCCUUCUUUAACAAGUGCAGUUUGCUGUUACACGCCCGCGAGCACAAGGAGAGGGGCCUGAUCAUGCAGUGCUCACAUUUAGUGAUGAAGCCUGUCCCUGUGGAGCAGAUGAUCGGCCCUCACGAGCCAACAGCAGCAGCUGCACUGUCAUCUGUUUUAUCCCAUGUCAGUCCAAACGCCACAUCUGUCAGAAAAACAGAGGAGGUUCAGUACAGUAAUCAUAAAUGUCCUGAGUGUCAGACACAGUUCAGCAGUGCUGAGGAGGUGGCCAAGCAUUUUCAAGAACUCAAAUCUCAAACCACUACGUGCACAGAGUGCUCUCCUCCGAUGCUGCUGUCCAACAGCUGUUGUGCUGCGGCUCAUCAGCGCAUUCACCUGAACUCUGCUCCACACGUGUGUCCAGAGUGUGGAGGCACCUCCAAACCACACACCUUCAAAACUCACCUGGAGGAGACCUGCUUCCACUUUGCACGCCGUAUCGGAUACAGGUGCUCCAGUUGUCUGGUGGUGUUUGGAGGCAUAAACUCCGUGAAGUCACACAUCCAACAGGCGCACUGUGACAUUUUCCAGAAAUGCCCCAUUUGCCCUAUGGCAUUUAAAUCUGCCCCGAGCAUCCAGAACCACAUCACUGCUCAGCACCCCACACUCACAGGAGCUCAGGCCAUAUCCAUCUUUAAGUGCGUCAUGUGUGACACAGUUUUUACCAACAAAAACCUGCUCUAUGUCCACUUCGAUACACAUUUAGCCAAUCAGAAAGUGCAUGUCUUCAAAUGCCCUGAGUGUCCCAAGCAGUUCUCUAUCAGAUCUUCUUUAAUGGACCAUUUAAAGACUUACCACACUAAAGUCAAACAGGAGUUUCCUCUUCCACUGUUCCAGUCACAACCCUCAGUGAGGAUGGAGAGCUCUGAAGGGGAAGAAUGGAACAGCCCAGCCAAAGAAGUAUCACCUCAAAAGACACGGAAGCAAUUUCCCUGUACCAAAUGUGAGAGCUCAUUUUCCACAACAUCAAACCUGAGGCGACACAUCAGAGACAAACACAAAACUGCUGCUCGCGGUUUCAGAUGCCAGUUCUGCACUGACAUGAAGAAAACCUUCAGCAGCAGAGCCAUGUUGGAGAAGCACAUUAAGCUCAGACACAGCCUUGAGGCGGGGGACCAGGACUUUCUCAUGGAGGGCGGUGAUGAGGCAGACAGCUCCUCAGAACAUGAUGGUGGUGCUGUGUUUCGCCGCAGUCGUAGAUCGGCUGUAAAGUCCGAGCAGGAGGAUGAGUCUCUGACCGAGGUGAGUCCAGCAAAGAAAUGGCGUUCUUCCUCUGAAACUGAGAAAGGCUUCCGCUGCGCUCCCUGUGGCUACAUGUGCGAAGAGCAGGCAGAGUUUUUGGACCACAUCAGCCAACACCGUAAAGGAGCAGGGGGCAGCUCUCAACAAUGCCUGCAGUGUGGCGUAUGUUUUACCUCCAAUCACUCUUUGUCACGUCACCGCUUCAUUGUACAUAGAGUAAAAGAUCAAGAAAGCCACGAAGCAACCAACUCAUGUCCCACCCCCUCCCCAAAUGAAAACCAUGACGAUAAUAAAAGUGUAUUUUCAGCACCAGAAUCGCCCGCCUUACCUCAGGGGAAGGACAGUGAGGGGGCACUGGCUUGUAGAGUGUGUGGUAAGCACUUUGAGAAGGCGACUGAUCUUAAUACGCACUUCAGAACUCACGGGAUGGCGUUUAUAAAUGCGAGAAACACGGCGAAAACUACCUGAGAUAUAAAGCUAGCUGUUAGAAUCAUUUGGAGUGCCUUAAAUUUAAAGAAGACAUGUUAUACAAUGCAAAGCGGUUUAUCAGUAGCUUUCUCAGAGCUGUAUUUCGAUUCAGGCGUGUUUGAGUAAACCUACCAUCUAAAAGGGGGGUGUGGCAAAAGCUCUCAAAACUACAAACUGCACAGGACUUGAUGCAAAAACAACUAUUUAUGCAGAAAUAAAGACAUAAAAAUUGUGAAUCAUGAGUCAGAGGUGGGGACUAGUCAGAUUUGAGUCACUAUUUUUAGGACUUGAGACUUGACUUGAUAAAAUAGACUAAGACUCGGGACUCGACUUGGACUUGAAGGUCAGUGACUUGGGACUUGACUCAGACUUGAGCCCUGUGAUUUGAGAAGACUUGAUACUUGUCUUAAAAAAUAUGUUUUUAGAAAAUACUUCUCUCUUUUAAGUUGAUAAAUGCGAUCAUGAAUUUUACAGGAACAAACUGGAACAUGUCCCUUCCUCUUCUCUGUUUACUUCAGAUGUAACUGAAGUACUGUGAUGUGGUAUCCUGAAAUGUACUACAGUAAUAUACAGUACAAUACAGUAAAACAGAGGGAACUACAUAGAACACGAUCCUUCCAUUUCAGUGCAGACUACAUGAUAAAAUUACUGUUAUUAAGCACUGUUAAUAUCAAUUCUUUCUAUUCUGACCAUAAUAAUUCACACUAAGAAGUGUUCAAAAAAUUUGCAUUUCUGUAACACUUUUUAAGUACGAUUUAGCUUAAAAGUCACAUAAAUUGCAAAAAUCUAAAUUACUUAGAUUUAAAGACUUGAAAUGACUUGAAGCUCAAAGCAGACGACUUGGACUUGACUUGGACUUAUGAGCCAGUGACUCGAGACUUGACUUGGACUUGCCUGUAUUUGACUUGGGACUUGACCCGGACUUGAGGUCCAAGACUUGAGACUUACUUGAGACUUGCAAAACAAUGAGUUGGUCCCACCUCUGUCUUGAGUUUAAUCUACCUUUUUACAAACAAAUAGCAAAAAAAAAAACUUUCUGUGUUUGUCCCAUAUAAAUUCUUAUAAUCUAAUAAAUAAAAUGAUUAGUCAAAUAAUACAAAUUUUGGUCUACUCCAUCACCCGAUUAAUUGACUAAAUGACUAAAGGACAACAGUGCUAGUUUGCACCUGCUACAUGUCCCUGCCCAUGGCCCAGUCCUUACUGUGGUUUAGACUCCGUUUAGGUUGUUUUGGAUCAAUAUUUUUUCAUUUAUAAAUAACACGAGUAAAACGAUGUUCUACCUGUGAGAUGGUCAAAUAGAGAAGAGCAUAAUAUGUCUUCUUUAAAGGUGUACUGUGUAACUUUUCUAGUGUAGGGUCUGCCACCUGCUCAGAAGAAGAACUUAUUGCUUUGUCUGGAUGUGAGACAAGCCGGUAACGAAAACAGCCCAAGUUACUAGUCAGAUCUGUGGAGAGGCAGCCCCGCCCACAGCUAUAAUGCAUAUUUUUCAUGGUGGAACAUUUUAGACAAGGCAAUAACAUCUCCAUAGAGACCAAGCAGGUGUUAGACCCCCCCCACAAAAAAGUUACACAGUGCAAGUGUGACUGUUUAAAGGUGCAAAAACAAAAAAAUAAAUUGAAUAGGGCUGAGAAACAUGCCUUGUCCUCACUUUUUACUCAGGAUUAAUCGCAACAUUUGGUUUAUUAACACUGCUAUUAGAAGUAAAAUUGUGAUAUUUAUUUUGCAGCCCUCCUAGAUAAUACAAGUGCAUAUUUUUAUACCUUCUAGUACUUUCAUGUUUUUAUGGUUUGGUCUAAAUAGCUUGGAUGUAGGUUUACUGAUGCUUUUGCAGACAGGGGGAACAGAUUACCCCAAGCACAACAAGCUAGUUUCAAAGACGCAUUUUAUACUGAAAUGAUUAAAACGAUUGACUAUAAUGUUAAACUGAAUUAUUUUUCUUUCUAUAAAAAUCUGUUUGCGUAUUUUGAUACCCUUGGAUCAUUUUGUAAUCACUGUAAUUAUGUGUGUGAAGGUGUUUGUGUGAGGCUAAAUAUUAAUAUAAUGUUGAAACUGUAUGUUAAAAUAUGAGUUGAAUAGUAUAUAACCAGCUUUUACACUUUGCUGUUAAUUCUUGCUAAAAUGUGAUUAAAAACACAACACAAA